UAUCAGAGAGCUGGCCUGUGGGAACAAGCACCGCCCUUGAAAACUGAACAAUAACGGCACAGUGAAAGCAGGGAAGUUUCAAGGGGAGCUGCAAGAAGAGAUGCUUCUCUGAACUAUGCUGGGGCCCAUGGAAGACAAAUGGAUGUUGCCAGGAGGUGGGGACACUAUUCCUAGAGAGCCCCACCAAGAGCACAUCGCUGCAGGAGGAGCUCAGACCCAAUGAAGGCCUGAAGGCACCCGCAGGUCUUGGCCAUGUCAAACACACACUACGUGUUGCUGCUUUUCCUGGGAUCCUGCCUUGGGGUGGAAAUCACAGAAAGAAAACUUGCAGCAGAAGGAUCCUCUGUCAUGAUGCAUGCACCAGCAAUCAGCAAUACGAACAUCACAGAGUGGGAAUACAUAGAGGGCAACACACCCAAAUUCAUCUUGCAGUACUAUGCCAACUCACAGUCUGCAGUUGUUUACACAGCAUACAGAGACAGAGUGGUUUUCUACCAAACAAAUGGCUCGCUUCUCCUGCAGCAGCUGCGGGAGGCAGACAGUGGCCUCUAUAAAGCAACAGUUGACCUGAUGCAGGACAGGGCUAGGACAACUAUCCUGGAAGUAAUCAAGCCUGUACCCCAGCCCAAACUCCUGAAGAGCUCAAACCUGAACAGCUCUCUCAUCAAGCUGAUCUGCCUGCUGCCCAAUGGAACCGUGGCUGCUGUCUCUUGGAAGAAGGAUGGACAUUCCCUUACCCCACAAAAUUAUUAUCAGCUCACUCAGAACUCCGCUGAGUUGUGGAUAAGGAAGGGAGACAAGUCGAACUGUGGCUCCUACUCCUGCAACGUCAGCAAUGCCGUAAGCUGGGAAGAGGCAACCUUCAACCUCAUGAUGGCAGGUCUCUCGCCUCCUCUCCAAGUUGCACUGAGGACAACAGUGGCUGCACUGGCUCUCACUGUCAUCACUGCCAUCGGCUUUGUCAUCUGGCUCCUGCAGCCGGGGAAGCACAGACUUGGAAAAGAAGCAUGGACAUGGCUAACUCUACCCAUCAAGGGGCUGCUGGGCAUCUCAUGUCUUCUCCUGUUUGUCACCUCUGUCAUCUGGAUGCAGGAAGAAGGUCCUUCUGCUGCCUUCAUCCUGCAUGGGCUUUGCUUCCUUGCUGCAGUCAUGACUGUGGUGCUGAUCACCAUGAUCUCUCAGUGCAGACCAGAAGCACUCCCCCAGUGCCCAGCCCAGACCUGCCAUCAUGUCAUCCUGUGCAGUACAGCCAUGACACUGGCAGUCAACUUGUCAUUCUCCUGCCUCUUGCUCCACAACUUCCAGCAGGUCCAUGAGCGUGGCUGCUCAGAACCUGUCAGUGUGAUUGCCAGCUGCGUCCUUGCUGUCCUGGCAGCUCUCCUGUUGUUCUCCCUCUGUUAUUACAAGAAGAAGAUGGAUGCCAGCAAACAGACCACAAGCACCCAAGGGAAAGAAGAAGAUCGUGAACAGAACCAAGACAAGGAGAGCAAACAUUCCCUUCACCAUCCUGGAGAUGACAUCACACAGGAGCCAGGCUAAAAAAAAGGAUGUAAGGCACCGCAAGCUCUGCCUGCUGUCCAGCAGAGUUUGGAGCAAAAAUUCAGCCAAAAUGUUAAAAAAAAAAAAAAAAAAAAAAAAGGAGGAAAAAAAAAGGAGGAAAAAAAAAAGUUACACAUUCCAGACUUAGCUGUGGACAGAUCUGAGAAGUUCUGUUCAACUGUCCCAGCUGUGAUGUAUUGCUACUAUUUGUCAGAUAAGAGCAGUACUGGCCCAGCCAAUACCUUCUGGCUUCAAAAGAUUCCUGUCUGUUUUGCUUUUAGCUCAGCUUCUGAGAAUUUCCACUUCCUGAACUGCUUUCUUGCUGUCUCCUUAUAUGGUGCCUUAUAGCUGUAGCUGCUGUGCUCUCAGGCCUCAAGUCUUUAUACGGCUUUUAAAGCAUUCCAGACCUCAAGUGCCCUGAGUUGGUUUCCAUUCCACUGAGCCAGCCUUGUCCCACCUUGUCCCACUGCUUAUCAGUGUGCAGUGGGCACUGUGGGCUGACGCCAGGACAAGGCGAGGGCGCCGUGCAGUGCUGACACAAGUUAUGCCAAAUAACUGUGUGCCUUCUGUUACACUGGCUAAGGAUAGUUCUGUGAACAGUGAAAAAUACGCAGCUUUGCCUUCAGUUCUGAAAAAGAAAUUUGAGAAUAGGCUUCAAGAUUGCAAAAAAAUUAAUCAACUUACGUUUGAAACUCCAGUUUCAGUCGACAUGAAUUCAUUAGCUGUGAAUUUUCAAAUGCAGUGCGUUGAGUUGUGAUCAGACAUUCAACUUCAAAAUCUGAUCAUGUCUCUUAACCAGAUUUUCAGAAGCCUUUUCUUACCAGAGAGAAAUACUCCUCAGUUCACAGUCAUGUCUUUUUUAUGUUACUGCUUGUUGAUACUACACACAUUUGUCAAAAAAUAUUGUCAAGAAGAGUCAAGAACUUCCUUGCAUGGGAAGAGUAAGAUUUAAUCUCUGAUGAACACUUUGAGAACUCACUAAGAAUUGCAACCACUGCCACUGAAGCAACCUGAUGCAUCAGUUUCACAAAAACGAGGUCAUAUAUGCCACUAA
This is a messenger RNA of Lagopus leucura (white-tailed ptarmigan), 2593 nucleotides long. Its product is annotated as hepatocyte cell adhesion molecule-like. The record is from RefSeq and is a predicted model, not a curated record. Bases 253 to 1539 code for a protein of 428 amino acids. NCBI's taxonomy places the organism in Eukaryota, Metazoa, Chordata, Aves, Galliformes, Phasianidae. The transcript has 12 exons.